GACAAGCAAGAGAAUGAAUGAAGGAUUCGUUUACGGAAGUGUCUGCUAUUCCCAUGAUUUCAGUAAAAGCCUCACACCCUCCAAAAUGAGUAAAUCAAGAACCUCGAAGAAAGAGAAAAUAAGCGUGGCAAGCGAAAUUGACCGUAUUGAAGAGCGCAAAUUACACUGUAAAAACAACCUGGAGAGGGCAGAAUUCAGACAGAGAAAAGAGCAGCUCUCAGACAACGACAGACUGGCCCUGGAAGAUGAGAUGACCAUAUUGAAUGAAAGAAUACAGAAAUAUGAAAAGGAGCUGCAGGUGCUGAGAGGAGAGAACAGGAAGAACAUGAUGCUGUCCGUCGCUCUGUUAGCAAUCAGUGCUCUUUUCUACUACACAUUUAUAUAUUAAGAGGUAUUUUUCUCCCAUGCCAAACACGGUCAGAGAAUGAGAUUUGGUGAGUCUGAUAUCCAUUCAUACCUAUCAGUGCUCAUCAUUUGGCAACACUGGUUUGUUCAGAGGUUGUGAAGUUGUCAGUGCCAUUUUAGCUGAAAAUACAUUAUACCAUCUUCACCUUGACCUCAACGUCUUGGAUUGCCUCAACUCUACAGUUUGUUUGCCGUGUAACAAAGAGACACUAGAUGCUUGUGCAUCAGAGAGACACGGAAUUGGGAUUAUGUAUGUUUAUAUGGUCCUCAUUGUGAAACACUUUACCCAAUAAUGACUAAAUGAUGUUUCUCUCCAGAUCACUGUUUAUUGCAUUUCAACAGGACUAACAUGCACAAAGGUGGGAGGGGCAGAGGGUGUUAUUCCAUCCAAAAAUAAAAUUUAUCAACAAAAUGUUCAGUUGAAAUAAAAAACAGCCAUCAAUAAAAUGCAAUACUGUCCCAUGAAACUGCCGUUUGUCCCUUUGAUAUCCUUGAUACUUGUAGCAAAUAGAAUUGGUAACACACUCACUUGCAAUACAACAAAACACUAGGCAGCCAGGUAUAUUCAGUCCUAUUUUAAAGAAAUAGUUAAUUGAAAAAUAAAAAUUUGCUCACUUACCCUGGGGCCAUCAAAUAUGUAGAUGGGUUUGUUUCUUCAUCAGAACGGAUUUGGAGAAAUGUAGCAUUACUUUACUUGCUCACCAAUAGAUCCUGUGCAGUGAAUGGGUGCCGUCAGAAUGAGAGUCCAAACAGCUGAUAAAAACAUCACAAUAAUCCACACCACUCCAGUACAUGAUUUUUUUUCUUGUGGAAUGAAAAGCUGCAUGUUUAUAAGAAAAAAAAAUCCACGAUUAAGGCAUUUUAACUUUAAAACAUUGCUUAAAGCCAAAAUAUGAGUCCAUCAUUCAUAAUAACGCUUCCUCCAGUGACAAGGUCCAUCUUCUGUUCUCCUCUCAAACAAACAUAUUGUGUUUCAUAUGUGCAUAUUUCUCUCCUGAUUCAGAUGAGAUGGCUUUCUCUGGAGAAAGCAGUUUUAUAGAUGGAAGACUAAUAUUUUAGCCAAAAGCAACAUUUUGAAGUUAAAACCGUCUUAAUUAUGGAUUUGUUCCUUACAAACACGCAGGUUUU
Onychostoma macrolepis is the source of this 1533-nucleotide messenger RNA. It is a transcript of the gene ccdc167, whose product is annotated as coiled-coil domain containing 167. Lineage: Eukaryota; Metazoa; Chordata; Actinopteri; Cypriniformes; Cyprinidae. The record is from RefSeq and is a predicted model, not a curated record. The transcript is spliced from 4 exons. Bases 14 to 388 code for a protein of 124 amino acids.